AUGAAACGAGUUCAAAAACAGUUGAGUAUUUCAGCAUUUACCCAAAUAAAAAGAAAUAAAACAGACAAUCCUACUUCUGAAAAUGUAUCAAUUGACCAAGCUAACUUAUCAGAACUACCUUCAAUUAGUAACAAUGAUACUGAUAAUCACAACAUUGCUUUGACUCCUAAUUCUAAUAAUAGUAUGUCUAAUGAUUCUGAUAAGACUCUCACAGCUGGGGAAAAUGAUAUUGGUAAUUAUGUGCAUAAUUUAGAAAUUGAUGAUUUAAAAAAAGAAGAACUUUUAAAAACUCCAUGGGUACCGCAUUCGACACCAUGCGUUUUGUUCGCUCGAGAAAAAGGAGGUAAAGGUGGCCAUCAACAAUUAGGCGCACUUGUUUCUAAAGAGUAUGCUAAAUGGAAAAAUGCUCUGCAAGAUUUUCAAUUACAUGCUAGUACGUCAUAUCACAAAUUGUGUGUUGAAAAAUCUGAUAGUUUUUUAAAAGUGAAUAAAGGAAGAUCUAAAAACAUAACUGAACAACUCAGUAUUGAACGUUCUAGACAAAUAGAACAAAAUAGAAACAUUUUACUUUCUGUUAUAAAAACAAUAAUUCUUUGUAGUAUGCAAGAAAUUGCUCUCCGAGGUUCAAACGAUUUUGGAAAUGUAAUGAACAUAAAUUCUUUUAACGACGGAAAUUUCAGAGCACUUUUACGCUUUCGCGUUGAUUCUGGUGACACUAUUUUAGAAGAACAUUUGAAAAAUGGUCCAAAAAAUUCAUUGUAUACUAGUCCUAGAAUUCAAAAUGAGAUUAUUUCGAUUUGUGGUGAUAUAAUUAAGUCAAAAAUAAUCCAAAGAGUUAAUGCUGCCGAGUGCUUUUCUGUGUUAGCAGACGAAACUACAGACAUUGGAAGAAUUGAGCAAAUGUCUGUAUGUUUGCGUUAUUAUGAUCAAGGCGAUAAAAAAAUACGUGAAGACUUUUUAGAAUUUACACCUGCUGUCGAUCUUACUGGAAAAGGACUAGCAACUUUAAUAAAAAGUAGUUUGCAAAAUAACGGCAUUAACUGCCAGUUUCUAGUUGAUCAAGGCUACGACGGUGCCUCUGCAAUGAGUGGUUAUUUACAUGGUGCUCAAGAAUACAUAAAAAAAGACUUCCCCAUGGCUCUUUAUGUACACUGCAGUGCUCAUUCACUCAAUCUUGCGUUGGCAAACGCCAGCUCAUUGCCCACAAUAAGGAACUGUAUAAGCACCAUUCAAACUGUCGGAACAUUUUUUCGCUCUUCUGCUCAACGUAGUGAAGUAUUGAGAAUAUCUAUCAUCGAAACUCUUCCACAGGCAAGACAUAGCACGUUAGUGGCAUUAUGUGAAACACGCUGGGUUUACAAGCAUGAAAGUGUCUUGCGGUUCAAAGAACUAUAUCCAGCUAUUAUUGUUGCAUUAGAAAAAUUAGAAUCUUCAAUAAAUAAAGAAACAGCUCAAAAGUCUUGUCAGUUAUUAAGUUCAAUUAAAGACGCUAAAUUUGUUAUACCUCUCAUAAUAAUUGAAAAUAUUUUUUCCUAUACGUUAACAUUGUGUAAACAAUUACAGACAAUAAAUGCUGAUUUGGUUGAAGCAUGUAAUCAUGUAGAUGAUGUGUUAGCAAUUUUGGACGAAAUGAGAGAAAAUAACAAUAAACAUUUUUCAGACAUGUUUUCCGUUGCUGCAUUAAUGAUGAAUAAAAAUAAAAAAGAAAUAGAUUUUCCUCGUUUUGCUAAUAGACAAACACAGCGUAAUAAUGUACCCGCUAAUAGCUCUGAAGAAUAUUACAAACUUAACAUUUUUUUGCCAUUUCUUGACCAUAUAACAAUACAGCUUUCUGAUAGAUUUCAGAAACACAAAUUUUUAAUAAAAUCAUUACAAAAAAUUAUUCCGAGUAAAUGUAUACAUUCCACUAGUGAAGAAAUGAAUGACUGUGUACAGUUUUAUUCCCAGAUAUUGACAGAACCUACUGUUUUCAAAGCUGAAUUUUCAAUAUGGAAAUCAAAGUGGCUUAAAGAAGAGUCACGCCCUAAUACAGCAAUUGAAGGGCUUGACAAUUGUAACAUACUUUUGUUUCCAAACAUAUGGAAACUCUUACAAGUCUUAGCAACUAUACCUAUGUCAACGGCGACACCAGAAAGAACAUUUUCUUCUUUAAAAAGAUUGAAAACGUAUCUUAGGAAUUCGACUGGUGAAACUCGUCUCAACGGAUUAGCAUUAAUGUCAAUACACAGAGAAAUAAAUGUUGAUCCAGAAGAGGUACUAAGUCGGUUUGCAAAACAGUCGAGGAGAAUGAUGUUACUCUAA
Molecule: messenger RNA, 2301 nt
Organism: Rhopalosiphum padi (bird cherry-oat aphid)
Lineage: Eukaryota; Metazoa; Arthropoda; Insecta; Hemiptera; Aphididae
Product: 52 kDa repressor of the inhibitor of the protein kinase-like
Exons: 2
Coding region: 1-2301 (766 amino acids)
Molecular function (GO): protein dimerization activity
Source: RefSeq, a predicted model, not a curated record